This is a messenger RNA of Aspergillus aculeatinus CBS 121060, 1161 nucleotides long. RefSeq lists its product as uncharacterized. NCBI's taxonomy places the organism in Eukaryota, Fungi, Ascomycota, Eurotiomycetes, Eurotiales, Aspergillaceae. Gene Ontology annotation, molecular function: aspartate kinase activity. The record is from RefSeq and is a predicted model, not a curated record. The transcript has 3 exons. The coding region runs from base 1 to 1161 and encodes 386 amino acids.
AUGUUUGUACAAACCAAUGAUCUAGCUGGACAGGAAAAACAGAAUACAUUGAAAUCUGAACGUUGGGUUGUUCAAAAGCUUGGCGGAACAAGCCUCGGCCACUUUGCAACCAACAUCGCGAAAGACAUUAUUCGACCCGGAGCACAAGAACAUAGAGUCGCGGUCGUUUGUUCAGCCAUCAGCCGUUCAACAAAGGAGAAUGGUACGACAAACAGGCUUUUUCUAGCUUGUAGUGAGCUUCAAACGGAUGGCGCUAGCUUCUCUCGAUUCAUUGAUGGUAUGCAGCUCGAACAUGUCCAAGCAGCCAUGAGAGACAUUCAGUCCCUCAGCAUCCGAGAGGAGUUGAUCAAACGAAUUCGAUACGAGUGUGCGUCAGUGAUUAAGACACUGAAUGCAGCCUACUUUUUAGGUGAAGUCGGCCCAGCGUGUGUUGGCAGAGUGGUCAGCGCCGGCGAGAGAUUAAGCUGUCAUUACCUCGUCGCAAUAUUGCAAGAUAUCGGACUUCAAGCAAGUUUUGUGGACGUAAGUAAUUUGAACCUUGCGCUGUCAUCUCCAAUCGAUUGGAACGAUGAAGCCUUUGUGGGCAGGGUUGCUACCGAGGUCUCGGAAAAGAUCUUGUCUGUCUCCGGAAUUCCUAUCAUCACCGGGUAUUUUGAACUUCAGCCCGCUGGAGCUUUACUUGCUCAUGUUGGGCGUGGGUAUACAGAUCUGUGCGCUGCUUUGGUGGCUACCGGUCUGGAAGCUACGCAGCUACAAAUCUGGAAAGAAUUCGACGGCGUUUUCACAGCCGAUCCACAUCACGUUCCAGAUGCAACUCUAUUAAGUCAUCUGACGUUAUCUGAGCUCAAAGGCUUGACAUCGUACGGAUCCCAGGUGGUACACACCGCUGCAGUUGACGUGGCGAGGGACCAAAAUCUUAUGCUGUCUGUUCGCAAUGUUUCCAAACCAUUGAAUCCGGGUACACUCGUCACUCAAGGUGUGGGAGACCCGGAAACGCAGUUCAUGGCAAUUACUAUAAAACGCUAUAUAGCAACUUUGAACCUCCGGAAUUUGCAGCAUUAUUCAGGUUUUGGAAACCCUUCGGAAGUUUCAUUUGAAUGGGGAAAUUCUUACAACAAGCGCAUUUGGACUCUCAAUGGCUGUCUGUCAAGCAGAAAAUGA